CAGCUGGUCUACCACGCGACGAAAUAGCUGAAGUGCUACUUGGCCCUACACACGUGCUGGGCGAAGUCUCCUCUACUUCUUUGCGUGGAAUACUAUGCCGCAACAACACAUCAAUAGAACCUGCGUAUCGCUUGGGAGCGGCGGGCGCAUACAACCACCAUGUCCGACACGAUUGAGCUCCUCCGCAAAGAAUACCCACGCCGCGCCUUCGCCUUGAAAACGUCGACACACGUCCUGACUCUAGAACACACACCUGAAAAGGCCGAGUACGGGUCGCGGAACGACCCAGCUGUACCGCGAUGUGCAGUCGAGUUUACAAACCUAGAAACGGCGCAGCUGGAAGAGUACAGGAGCUUGAGGACGGAGGUGCUAAACUAUAGAGUACACGGGACUCUUGGACUCAUUAACCUGAACAAUGACAUAUUUUUAUGCGUCGUUAGCUCAGUGAGCCCACGACCGAUCAUAAUCAGGCCUGGUGAAUCGGUGCGGCGAAUCGAGUCGGUGGACUUCCACUGUCUGAGCAGCACGGCAUACGAUCGUCUGUUGAACGAGCAAAUCAAUCCGUACUCGACUGACUAUGUUGACGACGAGGGGUUUGAUGGACACGGCAACGAGUUUGCCGAGCAUCCUUGCAUGGCUCUGAAGAAGCUGCUGAGCAGCGGUACAUUCUAUUACAGCUCGGACUUUGAUCUCACGCGCAGGUUGCAAAAGAGAAUCACGGACGAGGAACCGUCAAUCGCCUAUGAGAGCCUCGAUGCGGGAUUCCUGUGGAACUCGUUCAUGAUCCAGCCGCUGAUUGACUUUCGCUCCAGGUUGUCCCACCAGACUAGGGACGAAUUGGACGCCACACGCAUUCUGACUUCAGUCAUUCGGGGCUUCUGCAGUGAAAUAAUCAUUCCGGCUCCUUCUGCACCCCUUCAAAGAAGUUUUACCGGCGAGCCAACGAGGCUCACCAUCAUCUCGAGACUGUCUUGUAGACGGGCUGGAACCAGGUUCAAUGCUCGCGGUAUAGACGACGAAGGCAACGUUGCAAAUUACGUAGAAACUGAGUUGAAUCUGUGGAGCCCGGUUGGAGAAGAAAAAGGCGAGGUGUUCUCGUACGUUCAAGUAAGAGGCAGUCUCCCGAUCUUCUGGGAGCAGCAGAGCUCCCUGAAUCCGUUGCAGCAGCCUAAAAUAACCAUUACACGAUCCCCGGAGGCCACGCAACCGGCCUUCGACAAACACUUCCAGAAUUUAGACCACUCUUACGGUGCAGUGCACGUUAUGAAUCUCUUAAGUGGUGAUCGAAAGAAGCCUGGUGAAAUCGAGCUCACUCAACGCUUCGAGGAUCACAUCAGAAAGAGCGAGCUCAACAAUGAGAAGGAUGGGGAGCACCAGCUGCUUUCAUACACGCAUUAUGACUUCCACGCAGAGACGAAAGGUCCACAGGGUCUUGCUGGUGCAACUAGCAUUGUCGAUUACAUUGGCCCAGCAGCUCGGUCCUUUGGCUAUCUGUACGCUGAAGAUCGUGCCGAGCACGUAAAAAUACCCCCAAGCAUGGUUUACUCGACCAUCCGCCGAGCGACGCCUAUCCUCCAGCAGGACGGUGUAUUCAGAACCAAUUGUCUGGACUGCUUGGACAGAACGAACUAUGUGCAGACCCUGAUCAGUCAGCUGGUUUGCGAGUUCUACCUCGAGGACCGUGGUGUAGGAAGGGCGCCGCCCGAUUUUUGGGCUCGUCAUUCAACGCUGUGGGCAGACAACGGCGACGCAUUAUCCCGGAUGUACGCUGGAACCGGUGCACUGAACACUUCUGCAACUAGACACGGCAAACUGACAAUCGGUGGCAUCCUCUCUGACGCACGGAAAAGUGCCUCGCGCCUUUACAUCAACAAUUUCGCCGACAAGGGACGCCAAAACACGAUUGAUAUGCUCCUCGGCAGACUGCUACCCCAGCAGAUUGUGCAUCUCUAUGAUCCUAUCAAUGAUUGGGUGCAGAUGGAGCUCCGGCGCCAUGCUGCCGAAUACACGUCGACCAAGACCAUCAAUGUAUAUGUGGGCACACUGAAUCUCAAUGGCAAGCUCACGGGACUCAAAUCGGAUCUUUCUCCUUGGCUUUGCCCGCCUCUUGGACCUUCUCAGAAACUACCUGAGAUUGCCGCUAUCGCAUUCCAAGAGAUCGUGGAGCUCAACCCGCAGCAACUCAUGAAAGAAGACCCCCAUACCAGAUUGCAGUGGGAGCAAGCGGUUCUGCAAACGCUCAACAGAAACGCGACUUCUGCGGGUAGCUCCGAAUAUGUGCUUCUUCGAAGCGGACAGCUUGUGGGAGCAGCCUUGCUCAUAUUCGUGCAGAGGAGCAAGCUGAAGAGGAUUAAAAACGUUGAGGGGGCAACCAAGAAAACAGGACUGUCUGGCAUGGCGGGUAACAAAGGUGCUGUGGCGAUUCGUAUGGAUUACGCAAAUACGUCUUUAUGCUUCGUGACGGCGCAUCUGGCCGCUGGCUUCUCGAACUACGAAGACCGCAACCGUGACUACAGGACUAUAUCCCAAGGCCUUCGCUUCCAGCGAAAUCGCAAGAUUGACGACCAUGACUCAGUGUUCUGGUUUGGUGACUUUAACUAUCGCAUUGGCCUGAGCAACGACAAGGUCCGUUACUUGAUCGACCGUGGUGACCUUGAUACUCUGCUUGAAAACGACCAGCUGUACAUUCAGCGGACGAGGAGCAGCGUGUCCAAUGUGUUCGACCACUACGACGAAGCUAAGAUCACGUUCCUGCCAACGUACAAGUUUGACAUUGGAACAGACACAUACGACACGUCCGAGAAAGGCCGUAUACCUGCUUGGACGGAUCGUGUGCUUAGAAAGGGGAACAACAUUCGACAGAUUCAAUACAACUCGGCACCGCUACGCUUCUCCGACCAUCGACCAGUUUAUGCAACCUUCGAGGUCGAUGUCACCCUCGUAGACGAAAAAGUUCGUGACGAACUAAACGCCGCGCUCUAUAAGAAACGCAAACAGGCUUUGGGCGAUGGCACAGCAAGUACCGUUACAGAUCAAGAUGAAGAUGACCUCCUUGGGUUCGAGCCGGUACAGUCCGGUUGGCCUCCAGCCAGCUCAGAUCGACAAAAGUGGUGGCUUGACAAUGGUCUUCCGGCGCAUUCGACGCUCAAGCCGCCAGGCAGAGGCUAUGUGCCAAAUCCGUCGCGACCGGCAAACCCAUUUGUUCCAAGUGAUGAACCAGACUGGGUGAAGGUCGACAGCGUGGCUUCAUCUUCGAACAUCACAAGGUCCUCUUCCGUCGCUUCCGGAACGGCGCCUCGCAAGCUGCCUCCACCUUUCGAGGGCAAUGGAAGCCCUCAGCUACCCCCUCGUCGCAACACGCUUAACGAAGACGCACCGCCCAGUCGUCCGUCUGUUUCUCCCUCGCCUUCCAUGCUCUCGUUGGUGUCAAGUGGGUCUGGCACGACAUCACGCAAAGCCCCUCCAGCAGUUAAGCCAAAGAAACCAAGCCUUUUGGGCACGCCGGUGUCGCCGUCGUCCGUAGACGGCGAAUCUGAACGCAGAUGCUCGGUUGCAAGCAAGGCGGCCUCCCCACCCGCGGUUCCGCCUCCCAGGAGAUCCAUGGUAAUGAGAGGUGGACCUCCGACAGCUUCAAACGAAGACGACACGGCUCCACCACCGUUGCCCAGCCGAACUGGGACAGCUUUGGCUGAGAGGAGUCAGACAGGACUUAUGGACGAGACUGACGAAGGUGCCAUGAAUGGUUUGAGCAACUGGGAAGUGUUGCGUCCCGGGUGAAAACUUCCGUCCUGAUGGGGACUGCACAACAACUCCGCCCACCCUUGCUUCUGUAAACAAAGACGAACGUCAAGGUGACUAGUAGACGCCCAGGAAGAAAUUGGACAAGGUACACGGUUAGUAGAUCGUACGAUGAAUUGACAGACAAACCACCCUGCACCUCUUC
Molecule: messenger RNA, 3943 nt
Organism: Verruconis gallopava
Lineage: Eukaryota; Fungi; Ascomycota; Dothideomycetes; Venturiales; Sympoventuriaceae
Exons: 2
Coding region: 160-3777 (1205 amino acids)
Biological process (GO): phosphatidylinositol dephosphorylation
Cellular component (GO): membrane; cytoplasm
Molecular function (GO): phosphatidylinositol-4,5-bisphosphate 5-phosphatase activity; phosphatidylinositol-3,5-bisphosphate 5-phosphatase activity
Source: RefSeq, a predicted model, not a curated record